AUGUCCUCUUCACAAGAAUUAUCAUCCUCUUUCUCUACAACUAAUGGUGACCAAAUAUCAAGACUAGAGGAUAAUACAAUAUUGGAAUUGAGCAGAAUCUAUAAUAUCAAUGAAACAAUAAUCAGAGAUUUAUUGAAAGAAAAUAAUAUUAUAUACAACUUAAAUCAACAUCAUAAAAAAAUCAUUGAGUUAAUAAAAGAUUUUACUUCGGCAGAAUUAAAUGAAUUAUCAUCAUUAGAACCACAUGAAGAAAUGUCAGAUCAAGAAUCACACGAAGAAAUGCCAAAUAUAGAGUCAGUUCAAGAAUCACAUGAAGAAAUGCCAAAUAUAGAGCCAGAUCAAGAACUAAGGCCAGAAUCACAGGAUUCUACUAGUUAUGCAGAAGUUACAAAAUGUAAAACAAUCUGA
Entrophospora sp. SA101 is the source of this 408-nucleotide messenger RNA. The record is from the annotation of a GenBank genome assembly. NCBI's taxonomy places the organism in Eukaryota, Fungi, Glomeromycota, Glomeromycetes, Entrophosporales, Entrophosporaceae.